AAAAUAUGGGAGACUUUCCGAGAGCCUUCCGAUAAGCUAUUGACGAAUAUGAAACUUACUGUUAAUGUACAAACAGGUGAGAAAGUACAGAUGAUAUCAUGGAAGAGUCCUUCUGAUCCAUCCAAUGGAAGCUUCUCAUGUGGCCUCCAUAUUUCAAACAUUCCCCGAAAUCUUCAUCUGGAAUGAAACUCGACCCUAUGGGCGAACAGGUCCCUGGAAUGGCCGAAUCUUUAUUGGAGUUGAGGACAUGAGUUCUGUUUAUCUUGGUGGAUAUAAAGUUGGACAAGACGACCAAAAAGGAACUUAUUAUUUCAGUUUCUCGUUUCCAAGCAAUCCUUUAUCAUACUUCGUCUUGAAUUCAGAAGGAAAAGUUGUAGCAGCAUAUAAGGUUGAGGGGAAGGAUGAUUGGAUUUUUUAUUUUGCUUUCCCAAGAACUGAGUGUGACGUUUAUAACAAGUGUGGGGCAAAUGGAAUUUGUAACUAUAAGGAAAAGCCAAUUUGCAGCUGUUUGAGAGGAUUUGAGCCGAAGAAUAAAGAGGAAUGGAACAGGGGAAUCUGGACUGCCGGAUGUGUCAGAAGGAAACUAUUGCAGUGUGAAAGGAUAAACAAAACUGGUGAAGUGGGAAAAGCAGAUGAGUUUUUGAAGAUGCCAAGGAUGAAGGUGCCUGGCUUCGCAGAAUGGUCAUCUGCCUUGGAAAACGGAUGCAGAGACACGUGCUUGAAUAAUUGCUCUUGCAUAGCUUUUGCAUAUGAUGAUGGCAUCCGUUGUAUGACAUGGACGGAAAACUUGACUGACAUUCAGAAAUUCACCAGAGAUGGGACCAAUCUUUACAUUCGUUUAGCGCAUUCGGAACUAGAUCAGAAAGACUUGACAGUAACUAUUUUAGUACCACUGGCUGUUGGAAUUGUUACAGUUGCAAUAUGUACAUUUUUCUCAUGGAGGUGGAUGGCGAAGCGAAAAGCAAUGAAGGGAAAGAAGAAGAUGCUACAAGUUGAAAAAGGGGAAAGGUGUCUAAAAGAGUCUUCUGAAAACAUAGACCAAGCUGAUUUCCAGGACCUGCCAAUGUUCAAUUUUGAGGAGCUAAUGAUUGCAACAAGUGAUUUCGAUUUAACCAACAAACUUGGACGGGGAGGUUUUGGUACGAUAUACAGGGGGAUGUUGAACGAUGGAGUGGAAAUAGCAGUGAAACGGCUUUCAAACGCAUCUGGGCAAGGACUUCAAGAGUUUAUGAAUGAGGUGGUGGUGAUUUCCAAACUCCAACAUAGAAAUCUUGUUAGGCUACUCGGAUGCUGCAUUGAAAGAGAAGAAAAGAUGCUGAUUUAUGAAUACAUGCCAAACAAAAGUUUGGAGUCUUUUCUCUUUGGUUAG
Mangifera indica (mango) is the source of this 1369-nucleotide messenger RNA. RefSeq names its product G-type lectin S-receptor-like serine/threonine-protein kinase At1g11330. Gene Ontology annotation, molecular function: protein kinase activity; ATP binding. Bases 125 to 1369 code for a protein of 414 amino acids. The transcript is spliced from 4 exons. Lineage: Eukaryota; Viridiplantae; Streptophyta; Magnoliopsida; Sapindales; Anacardiaceae. The record is from RefSeq and is a predicted model, not a curated record. Gene Ontology annotation, biological process: recognition of pollen; protein phosphorylation.